Messenger RNA from Octodon degus (degu), 1061 nucleotides. Its product is annotated as olfactory receptor 10G2. NCBI's taxonomy places the organism in Eukaryota, Metazoa, Chordata, Mammalia, Rodentia, Octodontidae. The record is from RefSeq and is a predicted model, not a curated record. Gene Ontology annotation, cellular component: membrane. Gene Ontology annotation, molecular function: G protein-coupled receptor activity; olfactory receptor activity. Gene Ontology annotation, biological process: G protein-coupled receptor signaling pathway. The transcript has a single exon. Bases 51 to 1019 code for a protein of 322 amino acids.
CAUCACUGUGCUGUGUUUCCCUUGUCUAACUUCAUCAUUCACCUUAGCAGAUGACAGAAAGGCAUGAGAAGGAGCAAAACACAUCGCUGGACACAGGGGUGACUGACUUCAUCCUCCUGGGCCUGGCUCACCCCUCCAGCCUCAGGGCGCUUCUCUUCCUGAUCUUCUUCAGCAUUUACAUCCUGACUCAGCUGGGGAACCUGCUCAUUCUGUUCACCGUGUGGGCUGACCCCAAGCUCCACACCCGCCCCAUGUAUAUCCUUCUGGGUGUGCUCUCAUUCUUGGACAUGUGGCUCUCCUCUGUCAUUGUUCCUCGACUUAUUUUAGAUUUCACUCCUGUCAGCAAGUCCAUCCCUUUUGGUGGCUGUGUGGCUCAGCUGUAUUUCUUUCACUUCCUGGGCAGCACUCAGUGCUUCCUCUACACCUUGAUGGCCUAUGACAGGUACCUCGCCAUCUGCCAGCCUCUGCGCUACUCUGUGCUCAUGAAUGGGAGGCUAUGCACCCUCCUUGUGUCUGGAGCAUGGGUGGCUGGCUCCAUCCAUGGGUCUAUCCAGGCCACUCUGACCUUCCGCCUGCCCUACUGUGGGCCCAAUCAAGUGGAUUAUUUUUUCUGCGAUAUCCCCGCAGUGUUGAGACUGGCCUGUGCCGACACAACGGUCAAUGAGCUUGUGACCUUUGUGGACAUCGGGGUGGUGGCCGCCAGUUGCUUCAUGCUGAUUCUGCUGUCCUAUGCCAACAUAGUCCACGCCAUCCUGAAGAUACGCACUGCAGAUGGCAGGCGCCGCGCCUUCUCCACCUGUGGCUCCCACCUGACCGUGGUCACGGUCUACUAUGUCCCUUGUAUCUUUAUCUACCUUCGAGCAGGCUCCAAGAGCCCCCUGGAUGGGGCAGUGGCUGUGUUUUACACUGUGGUGACUCCUUUACUGAACCCCCUCAUCUAUACCCUGAGGAACCAGGAAGUGAAGUCUGCUCUGAAGAGGAUAACGGCAGGUCGAGCGAGCGUGAAAGAAAACAAGUAGCUAGCACGACCACUGCACUACCACUGUGCGCAGCUGCUGCUG